AUGUUUAAGCAAGAACGCAGAAAGUUAAAAAUACAUGUUAAUAAAGGAAAGCCUACCCAGGAAGAAAUUUUAGAACCUCGCAGAGGUUUGCCGUCGUCGUCAUUUAAUGCAUGGGAAUGCGUUAAAAUCAAAGCAGUUAAGCUCUUCGCACGCUACGACUUACGAAAAUUUACUAGUCAAAUUCGAUCGGAUUCACAAUUAACAGUAAUUGAAAAGCCUCCAAUAUCAGUUCAAAAUUUAUUUAAUUUUAAGGAUAAUAUACCAAAUUACCUAAAGUCUGAUGUCAUUUAUAACAUUUUAAACGACAGUUUAAAUCAAAUUACAACGGAAGAUGAGAAAGAACAAGAAGAGUUGGAUAGUAUUAGUGAAGGAUUAUUAGAAUUAUCGUACAAGUACGACGAGGCUGUUAUUCGAGCAGAUAUUGUACUAGAAAAUUUACGUAGAUCGUUACAACGUUUUUUGCAAGUUGAUUUACCUAAUACAAACAAUAUUCCAUCUGGAGCGAUUACAGCUAAUGGCAAAUCGAAUGUUCGUUUGCCU
Messenger RNA from Didymodactylos carnosus, 540 nucleotides. Lineage: Eukaryota; Metazoa; Rotifera; Eurotatoria; Philodinida; Philodinidae. The record is from the annotation of a GenBank genome assembly.